AUGGAAGAUCCUGUCAAGAAGUUGACGGAUUUAAAGAAAUUAACAUUGGAGAAUCAAAAGCUUAUGGAAGAAAUGCGUACACUUACGAGGAGGAAUCGUACUUCACUUGACAUUAACGCCGAAUUAUAUAAAUUACAAGCAGAAAAUCAAAAGCUUACUGAAGAAGUGCUUUCACUAACGAAGAAGAAUAACACUCUUCUUGCGUUUCAGUCCAAAUUAUACGAGAAGGCAAUAGCGGCCAAGAUGUCCAAAGAGGCUACUUUAUCGAGCCAAACCACCAUCGAUCACAAUGUUGAAUUUGGCGAGGAAGAAACUUGGAUUGGAAGAAAUCCACGAGACGGAGUUAGAAAAGGAGUCAGAAAUUCAUAA
Messenger RNA from Arabis nemorensis, 369 nucleotides. The record is from the annotation of a GenBank genome assembly. Lineage: Eukaryota; Viridiplantae; Streptophyta; Magnoliopsida; Brassicales; Brassicaceae.